ACGGGCUGCAUGCCUGCGUGGCUGUCGGCACGGCAGACGCAGGCGCGUGCGCGACGACACCCCCGCGCCCACCCAUCGAUUAUAGCCUGGCUGUGACCUUUUCGCGCCCGAAAAACUUUGCUGCAAGCACAGCAGAAAAGCAGCUAUACAUACUAGCUAGCUCCACCGCAAAUCCGAGGAGGAGGGAGCUGGCGGAGGCGAAACAAAGCGCAGCGCUAGAAGGGAGAGCGAGCUGAGCCCAGCUGAUCCUUAGUUGAGGAGGAGUGUCGGAUGGCGGAGGGGAAGAAGGCGAGGCCGAGGGAGGAGGAGCUCGUGGAGGCCGCGCUGGCCGCGGCGGCCGCGGCGCUGCUCGUGUCGGGGGUUAAGAGGCUGGUGGUGGCGCCGGCCGCGGCCGUAGCGCCGUGGUGGUGGCCCGCGUCGUCGUCGCUCUCGGUGCCGUCGCCCGCGCUGUUCCUGCUCCUCAACGUCAUCAUCGCGUCCAUCGUCGUGGCGUCCGUGCAGCCGCGGCGGCGGGGAGCGGCAGCGUCGUCGGCGGGCGCCAUCGACGACGAACGGGAGGCGCCGGCGGCGCGGGGAGACGCCGCGAGGAGGGCCAAGAGGACUAGGAGGAGCAAGAAGCGAACGGCGGCCGAGGCCGCCGUUGCGGAUGGCUGCUGCAUGGCGCUGGUCGUCACGGACGAGCCGAUAGAGACGGCGGCGGCGGUGGUGAUGGAGGAGGAGGUGGUGGCGGCAGAUGAGGAAGCGGCCGGCAAUGCGGAGGAGGUGAACAAGCGGGCUGAAGAGUUCAUCUCGGCGUUCCGGCACCACCUCAGGGUCGACUCCUUCUCGUCCGGAACCCGCCGAAGCAACGCUAGAACGGCACCAUGCUCUUGACACCUUCUGUGUGUGUUGCAAACAUAUAUGGUUUCGUCCCCAGUUUCAAAGAAUUUUUAAUUUUUGUUCCAAGUUUUCUUUUUCAUUUGAGUGUAGUUACUCUCUUGACGUCAGUUUAAUGCAAAUUCGCUUGCUUGUUUUUUCCCAUUA
Molecule: messenger RNA, 1023 nt
Organism: Sorghum bicolor (sorghum)
Lineage: Eukaryota; Viridiplantae; Streptophyta; Magnoliopsida; Poales; Poaceae
Exons: 1
Coding region: 271-873 (200 amino acids)
Source: RefSeq, a predicted model, not a curated record